AGGUCGCUGCUUCUUCUGUUCAGAACAAUUUGUAACGAGGGAAAACAAAUGGCAGACAAAGACAAGUAGAGUUAUUACAGAGAGACCCUCCGAAAUACAGGAAGCCGCUGCUACAAAAGAAAAAAAGCCGUCGGCUUUCACGCUCAAACCGCGGGAGGUGAAAAAUAGACUUUUGUCAGUUCAAAAUGGCAUUUCAAAAUGAUCCAUACGUUUUUUUUUUUAAUAUUUGCAAAAGAAUUUAGGCAAACAGAUGAUCGGUGUCAGACACAAGCCACGUUAUUUGCAUGUUUUAUUUUCUCCCAUUCCUACCAUGGCUUCGGAAAAAAACUCACUUGGUUGUAAAUUAAGAGGUCUUCCCCGACGCGAUAAUUAGUACAUAACCCGACACGGCCAAGCGCCGCACGUGAGAAGAAAGCCAUUUGUGCAAACACUUAGAAAGCAGAAAAGACAAAAGUAAGAGGAAAGAUCAACUAUCAGCGAGUCGUUGAGUUGAUAAGAACAGCCGAGGCAAGAGAAGAGGACACUUUGAUAGGUGCAUUUCAUAUCAGAAUAUCGUCACGAGUUCCAUCGGCUAUCGUUAGACUAACGGGGACGCUCUCAAACGCGAGUAAAAUACCAAUGAUCCAAAAUACUCGUGUACUCAAUGCCAUCGUUGUCAUCACAGGCAGUGGAAUAAGACAUCAAAUCAAAAGUAAAGUCACGAAAGGAACAAUAGCUGCAUUUUCUGCGUCAUAAUUGCCGUUAACAGUAGCCAUCUACAAAGUAAAAAAUAAAACAGCAACAAUAGCUGAAUUAACAAAGAAGCGCCUCCAACAGCAACAGGAACAGCGAACAGCGAUAGCAGUUGUCAUUUGCUUCUUCCAUAUCAUCGUUGCCCCCGACAGUAGCAUCAACAAGGACAACACGAGCAGCGACACAACAGCGAUAACAACAACAACAUCGCAACCUAUCAACACCAGUAACAACAGCAUCGCACCUGUAACAACAAGAAAACGUCAUAUAUAAGCCUAGGUGCUGGAAGGUAUAAUAAGGUGUCACUUAUAUCAGGUAUAAUUUAAAAAAAAACAUUCAUAUGCAUUGUCGUCAUGAAUAAUUCAACUGGUGCGACACCCGAAAUAGACUUCCUAACUCACUCGCAGAUCGCCCUCAACGUCAUCUACUCGAUCCUAGUCAUUAUCGGCACGAUCUUUAACAGUCUAGUUCUCUCUGUUGUCUGCACUACCAGGCGACAGCGGACUGCUAACGAUGUCUUCCUAAUAUCCCUGGCUACUGCAGACCUUUCCUACAUUUAUAUAGUCGUCGCCUUCUUCUUCUGCAACACUUAUUUUGUGGGUCCAAAGCAUCUCAUUGUCUGCAAGACGGUACUACCGCUAAUAUCCGUGCCGUACACAGCUGGGAUAUUUACAAUCGUUUCUAUGGCAAUACAACGCUGCCACGUGAUCUUGAACCCCUGGAGGCCGAAGGCCAAACCACGUGUGAUUAUUGUCUGGGUAAUUGGAAUAUGGGUCGCGGCAAUUGCGAUAAUUUUCGUGCCGCUCUCUUUGCUGGCCUACUCGGGAAAAGCCUACUGCGACAUUGGUUGGACUUCAGUGCUCAUGUUCAAGGCUUACCUGCUGACACUAUCUGCAAUCCAGUAUUUUAUCCCGGUGCUGAUAAUAGCCUUCGCGUAUAUACGGAUGGGACUCUACCUCUGCAAGCCAAGAAUACCGAGGGAUAGUGUCAUAUCAAGAGGAAAUCGCUGUCUACAUCCUCGUGAGGAGUCCAAAUCGGAGAGUAUACAAAUUGCCAAAUCUCUCGGAGCGAUUGUCGUAUUGUUCAUCGUUAUGUUUCUACCGCAGCAAGUGUCACUCUAUGAGUAUUUGUUUGGCACAAACACAAAAUGGGUACUAUACUAUCAGAGGUAUGCUGAUCUGGUCAGCAUAUCUCACAGCUGCCUUAAUCCAAUACUGUACGGAGGGCUGACCAAGCGCUUUAGACACAGGUUCCGUGAGUGGCUCAAGUCGUUAUGUGUGUGUUUUCGUCAAGGUUUUCCCAGUCGUCGCACCUCGCCAGUUAUGUCUUCCACAGAAUGGACUUAUAACCUUAGAGACACUUGGUGGACACAAAACCUAAGAGACACAGGGAGCCCAACGAUAUGCAUGAUACGUGACGAAACAGUUACAACACCAUUGUAGAUUCAGGUCUAUAUAGAACCAACACCAUAAAUUGCAAUAUAGCAUCUCUUAAAUAUUUUAACAUUGUGACAAACCUGAUGAAAAUCUACUAGAUUUUUUUUCUUUUCCCGGGUACCUGUUAGAUUACCACGUUCCAAGCAGCUCCAUGCGUAAGAAAGAUAUAAAUACUUCUGGUUAUUUUGUAAACGGUACAGAUUACUCGCAUUGGAAAAAUUUCCGAAAAAUGUGAAAUUGCUUGAGAGGUAGAAAUUCCGGAAAAUCGUGUACCAUUUGCAGUUUUCCAUAUUUGACCGAGGCCCCCAUCGGCCAGGACCGCAAAAGUGGAAUUUCUGCGUUCAGAAUCAAAUGGUAAAUAAGUCACCCCGGAAAUUCUGGAAUAUAGAAAACUUUUUCUUACCAUUAUGACAUUCCGGAAAAAUCUGGGAUCUCAUUCCAGAAUUUUCGAUUAAAUGGUAAACAAUCCUCGUGACGACAAAUCGCCAACCUCAGGAAAACCGAAAAGAGCGCCAUAGGGCCUGGGGCGAUGUUUCGCCAUGUCUGCAUAGGGUUGUGUGUUAGUAUGCCCAAUGUCAAUUCGUAAAAGGAGAAUCAGUUAUCAAGGGCGGAACCAGGAAUUUUUUUUCAGAGAUGCGGGAUGGGAAAGUUUCAACAUAAGGUCAAAUCGACAGAGCAAAAAAAUGGCAUAAAAUUUUCCAAUUCUUAUAAGCUCAGGAUUCCGCAUACAAGGAUUUCCCCAAGUUUUAAAGAAAUCUAGAAGAUAUGAAAUUUAGAUAUUAGCGAGCAAAGUUGGCUUAAUUUCUGAUCAGAGCCCGACAUCUCCUUAAAAACGAGGAGAAUUAAUACUUUGAACAUUUGAAAAUUGCACCUCAAGCCUCAUAUAUCGAAGAUGAAUCCCUUAGAAAAAAAAAACGCUUUGUGAUAUGUUGGUUCGCAUAACUAAGGAACCUCUAUGCACAAACUCGAGCUUACCGAAGUUAACCAGACCUUAUUUUGGUGAAACUUGCGAUUUUUUUUGCUCUGUCGGUCAAAUCAAUAUAUCGUACGUUUGUGAAUAGUACCCAGCUCCCUUUAUCGGGAUUUGUAACUCGUUCCUAAGCCUCCUGAAUGAUAAACAAAUGUGAUAGACGAGUUUAUGGAUUGCUUCUCUAAGCAAUUCAAAAUAAUUUGUUAUUGUCUACCUGUUUUGGCGUUUAUAGAAGGGAAAAUAAAUGCCAACUUAGCAAA
Molecule: messenger RNA, 3398 nt
Organism: Nematostella vectensis (starlet sea anemone)
Lineage: Eukaryota; Metazoa; Cnidaria; Anthozoa; Actiniaria; Edwardsiidae
Product: somatostatin receptor type 4
Exons: 4
Coding region: 1086-2174 (362 amino acids)
Biological process (GO): G protein-coupled receptor signaling pathway
Cellular component (GO): membrane
Molecular function (GO): G protein-coupled receptor activity
Source: RefSeq, a predicted model, not a curated record